AUGAGCAGCGCAAGAAGCAAGUCGAAAACAGCACUAUCAAGUGCCCCGAAAGUGCUACGACAACGUAUGCGAAUGCUUUUGCCCGCCGGGAAGGCUGCUCCGGGUCCGCCGGUCGGCCCGCGACUCGGACAGGCUGGUGUCAACAUCGCGCAGUUCUGCAAAGAGUUCAACCAGGCAACAGCAAACCUGGAAGACGGCGUACCAAUACCUACUUUGAUUGCGGCUUAUACGGAUCGAAGUUUCAGCUUUGAAACUCGACAGCCACCAGUCUCUUUCUUUCUCCGACGCCUGGCGGGCGUCGAAAAGGGCAGCUCACAACCGGGGCGCUCUUUCGUUGGUCAACCUGUACCACUUACCGCUGUUUACGAGUUGGCUCGAAUAAAGCAAAAGGACGAUAACCUGCGCACCGUGAGUCUUCAGGCGCUAUGCAAAAGUAUUAUUGGCACGGCGCGGAGUAUGGGCGUGCGCAUCGUGGACGAUCGCGUCCUAGAGCAGCCAGCGAACAAUAAAGAGUCGAGUCCUGGGAAAGAUGUCGUGAGCGAGUAA
This is a messenger RNA of Cyanidioschyzon merolae strain 10D, 546 nucleotides long. RefSeq names its product mitochondrial ribosomal protein L11 precursor. Gene Ontology annotation, molecular function: large ribosomal subunit rRNA binding; structural constituent of ribosome. The record is from RefSeq and is a predicted model, not a curated record. Gene Ontology annotation, cellular component: mitochondrial large ribosomal subunit; ribosome. NCBI's taxonomy places the organism in Eukaryota, Rhodophyta, Bangiophyceae, Cyanidiales, Cyanidiaceae. The transcript has a single exon. Gene Ontology annotation, biological process: translation. The coding region runs from base 1 to 546 and encodes 181 amino acids.